Messenger RNA from Rhizophagus irregularis DAOM 181602=DAOM 197198, 1326 nucleotides. RefSeq lists its product as uncharacterized. Gene Ontology annotation, molecular function: protein binding. NCBI's taxonomy places the organism in Eukaryota, Fungi, Glomeromycota, Glomeromycetes, Glomerales, Glomeraceae. Gene Ontology annotation, biological process: maturation of SSU-rRNA from tricistronic rRNA transcript (SSU-rRNA, 5.8S rRNA, LSU-rRNA). Gene Ontology annotation, cellular component: small-subunit processome; nucleolus. The record is from RefSeq and is a predicted model, not a curated record.
AUGAAAGUCAAGGUUCUUUCUCGGUCUACUUUAGAGUAUACACGUAAAACUCCUCAAGAUAUUUAUAAAAUUAAACGUAAUUAUGACCCUACAUUACACCCAUUGGAAAAGGCUCGUGAGUACACUAGAGCACUUAAUGCCGUAAAAUUAGAACGAAUGUUUGCGAAGCCCUUUAUCGGUGACUUGUCUGGUCAUUCUGAUGGCGUUUACUGUAUGGCCAAACAUCCUAAAAAAUUAACAACUGUUAUAUCGGGAAGCGGUGAUGGAGAAUUGAGGAUAUGGGAUCUGUCCGAUCGAGAAACAAAAUGGAAGGUUGUUGGACAUAAAAGUAUUGUCAAAGGUGUUUGUUGUAGCCUAACAAAAGAUAAUUUAUACUUUUCAUGUGGGACGGAUAAAACUGUGAAGAUUUGGAAUCCUGAUCAAUCGGGCGAACCAUUAAAUACUUAUGUCGGAAAAUUUGCUUUCAGCGCAAUAGAUCAUCAUCGUAGUGACCCGAUUUUUAUCACUUCCGGAUCACAAGUUGACAUAUGGGAUGAAAAUAGGUCAGAUCCUAUCAAAACUUUUAAUUGGGGAGUAGAUACAAUUAAUACUAUCCGAUUCAAUCAAACAGAAACAAACAUUUUUGGUACUUGUGGUACAGACAGAACCAUAAUUCUUUAUGAUCUCAGAAUGAAUUCUCCCUUGACAAAAUCGGUUUUGCAGAUGAGAACAAAUGCUAUAGCGUGGAAUCCAAUGGAAGCAUUCAAUUUUACAGCGGCAAAUGAAGAUCAUAACUGCUAUACUUUUGACAUGCGUAAGAUGGAUUGUGCAUUAAAUGUUCUCAAAGAUCAUGUAUCUGCAGUAUUAGAUCUAGAUUAUUCUCCAACAGGUGAAGAAAUAGUCACUGGCGCUUAUGAUCGAACAUUGAGGAUUUAUUCAGCGCGUCAAGGACACAGUCGAGAUAUAUACCAUACCAAACGAAUGCAACGCAUUUUUUGCGUUAAAUACAGCAUGGAUUCAAAAUAUGUUCUUUCUGGUUCUGAUGAUGGUAGUAUUCGACUAUGGAAGGCUAAAGCAUCCGAAAAACUUGGACCGAAGGACUAUAGAGAACGUGCUCACAUUGAAUAUCAAGAGAAGCUUAUAGAUCGAUAUAAAUACCUUCCGGAGAUUAAAAGAAUUUCAAGACAUCGUAAUGUUCCAAAGGUAAUUAAGAACGCACAAAAUACAAAACGUAUUAUGUUGCAGGCUCAGCGGCGAAAAGAAGAAAAUUUACGAAAACAUUCCAAAAAAGGAUCAAUUCCGUACCAAGUAGAGAGGAAAAAACCAAUUGUUGGUAUUGCCAAAUAA